Oncorhynchus gorbuscha (pink salmon) is the source of this 7608-nucleotide messenger RNA. RefSeq names its product kinesin-like protein KIF26A. Gene Ontology annotation, molecular function: ATP binding; microtubule binding; microtubule motor activity. NCBI's taxonomy places the organism in Eukaryota, Metazoa, Chordata, Actinopteri, Salmoniformes, Salmonidae. The transcript has 15 exons. Gene Ontology annotation, biological process: microtubule-based movement. The coding region runs from base 661 to 6264 and encodes 1867 amino acids. The record is from RefSeq and is a predicted model, not a curated record.
AUUGCAGCUUUAAAUGAUGAGAUGUUUGAAAAAUAUCAAAACAGACAUAAAUUGUUGAUCUAGGACUGUCCUGCUAAAAUAUGCUUCUUUGAGAUACGAAUCGAUUCCAUGGAAGACUUGAUCGUAUAGGCCUUACCAUUGAGUAAGUGGGCCAGGUAGACUUGAUCGUAUAGGCCUUACCAUUGAAUAAGUGGGACAGGUAGACUUGAUCGUAUAGGCCUUACCAUUGAGUAAGUGGGACAAGUAGACUUGAUCGUAUAGGCCUUACCAUUGAGUAAGUGGGCCAGGUAGACUUGAUCGUGUAGGCCUUACCAUUGACUAAGUGGGUUCGCGUGUAUCAGGUUCCGGAAACACUCCAGUCAAUCAUGUUGUACGCUAACCCAGGCUACUCCUCCUACUCAGAAGCGCCUUGUGAAAGUUCAGCGCUAGCGUUUGCAGCAGUCCGUGUUCACAACAUCAACGCGGAUAAAGGAUUAAUCAACUCCUCGCCCUGUCAUCUGAAAAGUACAGGACCCUGGCUACGCAGCCUUCGUCUUCAACCAGCUCCAAGUGCCUGGGAGCCAUGAUGGAUGCUGCCAGGUGUGUUCUACUCCCCUCCACCAGCUGAGGCAGGAGGCCCUGCAGACAGUAGGCGCCCCAGCCCUGAUCCUGAGCCACAACAUGCCCGCUUUGCCAUCCACCACCCUCACUGGGCAGCCCCAUAGACUGACACACUCUUCCUCCAGUGCCCAUGUGAGGCAGCCCUCCAAAGCCCACCCCCAUGCCCACAAUGUCCUGCCCCUAGGGGAGACGGGGCGCCGGGAGCUGGGCUGUCUGCAGGGCUCCUCUGUCUCUGCUGGGCCCAAGUCCAGUGUCCAGGUGAUGGUUGGGGGAGGGCAGCUGACCGGGACCCUGGGAUCGGUCACCAUCCAGGCCCAGCAGUACCUGGAAGGCAUGUGGAGCAUCUCCAGGGUCAACAACUUCCUCCCUCAGUCCAGCCCGGCACAAGUUCUGAUGGAGGAGGCAGAGAGGGACAUCCCUGGCCCUACCAUGGCCCCUGUCCCCAGCUCCCGCUGUAACCUGACACCCAGCCGACAGAAUAGCCCCGUCCAGCUGGGACAGUGUGCCGUCGGCCCCCCUGGCCCCACCUCCACCUCCACUCAGAGCGCAUCUGCGGCGGCCUCCUUCUUCAUCAGGGCAGCUCAGAAGCUGAACCUCUCGUCCAAGCGGAAGAAGCACCAGUCUCCCUCCCUGCUGCAUUCCGGAGCCCAGCAGCCCUCCAUCUACCCCACCAACUUCAGUGGCACCCUGCAGCUCUCACCGCCCCCCGCCCCACCAUGCCUGCUUCACGCCGUCUCAAAGGUCAAGGAGAACCCCGGGAUGGGAAAGGUGAAAGUGAUGAUGCGUAUCUGCCCCUCCCUGGAGGCUCCUGAUUCGUCCGAGUCCAUGUCCUUCCUGAAGGUGGACCCCAGGAAGAAGCAGUUGACCCUUUACGACCCCUCAUUCAACGACCACACCAAUUCAGGGCACAGGAGAGCCACCGUGGCCAUCCCAAAGAUCUUCGCUUUCGACGCAGUGUUUACCCAAGAUGCCUCUCAAGCGGAGGUGUGCUCAGGGACGGUGUCUGAGGUCAUCCAGUCCGUGGUGAAUGGUGCGGACGGCUGCAUCUUCUGCUUCGGCCACGUCAGGCUCGGCAAGACGUUCACCAUGAUUGGCAAAGACUGCUCCACCCAGAGCCUGGGCAUUGUGCCCUGCGCCAUCUCCUGGCUCUUCAAGCUCAUCAAUGAGCGCAAGGAAAAGACGGGCACGCGUUUCUCUGUCCGCGUGUCUGCCGUGGAGAUCUGUGGGAAGGACGAGGCUCUGAAGGACCUCCUGUCUGAGGUGUCCAUAGGAAGCCUGCAGGAUGGACAGUCCCCAGGGGUGUACCUGCGUGAGGACCCUAUCUGUGGCACUCAACUCCAGAACCAGAGCGAGCUCCGCGCCCCCACGGCAGAGAAGGCAGCCUUCUUCCUGGAUGCAGCCAUCGCAGCACGCAGCACCAGCAGGCCAGACACAGAUGAAGAGGAGAGACGCAACUCUCACAUGCUGUUCACACUGCACAUCUACCAGUACCGCAUGGAGAAGAGUGGCAAGGGAGGCAUGUCGGGCGGACGGAGCAGGCUGCACCUCAUAGACCUGGGGAGCUGUGAGAAGGUGCUAAGUAAGAGCAGAGACGGAGGGGGAGGCCUGUGUCUGUCUCUCACCGCGCUGGGCAAUGUUAUCAUGGCUUUAGCCAAUGGAGCCAAGCAUGUACCUUACAGGGACAGCAAACUGACGAUGCUGCUGAGAGAGUCGCUGGGGAACAUUAACUGCAGAACCACCAUGAUCGCCCACAUCUCUGACUCCUCUGCUAACUACGCUGACUCCCUCACCACCAUCCAGCUGGCCUCACGCAUCCACCGCAUGAGGAAGAAGAAGUCCAAGUAUGCAUCCAGCUCCUCUGGAGGGGAGAGUUCCUGCGAGGAGGGGAGGAUCCGUCGGCCGCCCCACCUCAGACCCUUCCACCCCCGGACGGUAGCCCUGGACCCGGACUUGCCCUCCCUGCUCAGCAACCCAGACUACUCUUCCAGCAGCGAGCAAUCCUGCGACACCGUCAUCUACGUGGGUCCGGGCGGCGCCGCCAUCUCUGAUAGGGAGCUGAGUGACAACGAGGGCCCCCCUGCCUUCGUUCCAAUCAUCCCCUCUCUGAACAGGAAGCGUUCUGGGAAAGAGGGCCCCCUGGACAAAGACCACUUCUUCAUGUGCAACACGUUUGCUGAGCUGCAGGAACGCCUGGAAUGUAUUGACGGCAGCGAGGAGCCUACAGCGUUCGUUGGAGAGGGUAGGGGAAGUCAGGCUAGCCCACAGAUAGACAGCAAGGCAAAGGAAGGCCCUGGCUCAGCUUCCCUAAAGACUGUAACUAAAGCCUCCUUCUCCCAGGAAAAUAUCUCACCCAAACUUCCUCCUAAAUCUGUAGCCACUCCGCCAUCCAGCAGCCCCCAGGUAAGCCCCUCAAAGUCUAAUCUGGAACAUUCCAGAGGGGUUUCAGAGAGCGUGUGCAGAACGAGUGCUGAUGGUGAGAAGGUGAUGAUGUCAGAGAGCCGGGCUAGCCCAAUCGAACAGGAUGUGGCCACCUUGCCAGCCUCUGAGCCAGUGGUGCGGGAGAAGGUCUACUUCAACAAGAAGCCCUUACCCAAGCCUGCUCCCCCUCCCCCACAGCAGAGAGACUCACGCAGAGGCAACGGAGAGGCAGAGGAGAGGUCCACCACUAGAAUGCCGCCCGUCGGAAUGAGCCAUCAGACUGGGAAACGGGGGGAGUCUGGUAGAGUCCAGACCAGGGGACCAGUAGAAGUGUGCCAGCUACGCUCCACCCUGAGAGAGAGGUGCCUGGACAGGGACAUCCUCCGGGCUACGGUGACCCUGCAGCAGCCUGUAGAGCUGAACGGAGAGGAUGAGUUGGUGUUCACUGUGGUGGAGGAGCUGUCCAUCGGCAGCAUCAUAGACAACGGUCGGCCCUCCAGCAUCAUCAGCUUCAACAGCGACUGCUCCCUGCAGGCCCUGGCCUCCGGCUCCCGGCCCGUCAGCAUCAUCAGCAGCAUCAACGAUGAGUUUGACGCCUACACGUCAGCUGUGGGGAGUGAAGUCAACAUUGAGGUGCACACCCCCUUACAGGAUGACUCAUUUGUGUGUGUGGGCAGCAGGGGCUCGUCCAUCAGCUCCUGGCUCAGUGAGGUCAGCGUCUGUACUCUGGAGAGUGAAGGGGCCCACUCGGCAGACGUCUUCCUCCCACAGACUAAGCACAUCGGCCCAGAAGGCACCUUGUAUCUGGAUUCCCUGGGUAUGUUUCACUGUGAAUCAUCCCCAAGGGACACCAAGAACUCCCUGAAUGACAGCGGCUUUAGCUUUUCUGAACUGGACAGUGACAGCGCAGCGUCUAGCAAACUGUCCCUGACAAAGUGCCCUCCGUCUCCCGACUUAACCAAAGGAUCCCUCAGAUUCCCAUUCAAAACAGCGAAAGUGAACUUUCUCAGUUCCUCUUCACAACCCUCCCAGGGCCCUUACAUAGUCCACUCCAGUCUUCCCAGGAAAAUUAAACCUACCUCAUCCAUCACCCAUAGUAACAGCAACAGCAGCAGUCAUGAACCACAGAGACAGGAAGCCAAGCAGGAGGACCCCUGGCAGCGCAUUGACAACCACUAUGAACCUCAGCUCCCAGUCCCCGGUGCCACUGCCACAAGCAAGCUCCCCAGAACCCCAGUGAGUGGCAUUCCCUGCCGAAAAGCUGGUGUUUUCAACAGCAACAGCGUACCUCGCCAGCCCAAGGUGCAGGGCUCUACCUCAGCCCAGAGGGUGGUGGACGGAUGUGAGAAGUCGCCCAGCAAGAAAGCAGGGUCCCCCAGCAAGAUGCCUCAGCUCAGACGAGGGGCCACCACCCUAGGCACUGUGCCUGUCAUCCAUGCCUCCCCGGAGACCAAGGUCACCACCCAGGACAUCACAGCUACAACCAACAGUCUCAAGUUUUCCUCUCUGGGGAAAAAUGGGAAGACCAAUGGGCAGAAAGCCAGCAUGCUCCCCAAACCUGGUGGUAACUCACCUCCCCUCCCCCCAGUGCGCAAAUCCAGUCUGGAUCAGAAGAACAAGACCCUGCUGCACCAAAGUGCCUUAAAGUCUGCGUAUGGAGAGGCAGGGAGGCCCUUACUCACCAGGGGGACAGUGUCAGAGGAUGAGCUAGAGGUCCGCUGUAGAGGAGACUCCAACAGCCUCAAAACAUCCAGCCUCAAGGGUGACUACACCUCGGCCAAAGCCACAUCCAGCCUGAAGGCCAGAGGGGAUGCUGGACAGAAGCAUUACGGCAGUCAGACGUCUCUGGAGAGAUGUGACAGCAUGUCCAUGGUGGGCUCCAAACCCACCCUCAGCCGAGAGAACAGUGGGGCCAGCCUGGGCAGCAGCAUAUCCAGCAGGCCAAUUCCCAGAUUUGGUUUACCCAUCUCAAGCAGCUCUGCCAUUGCUACCUCCCCACCUUCCCCAUGUUCCACCACAGGUGCUCUAGGUAAACCUGGGCAGGUCAAAGGUAGUGUUAACCCCAGGGCGUUAGGAGCGGUCAAUGGAAGUAAGGCCCGUUUAUUGUCAGCGAGCAACUCUAAAGGCCUGAACUCCUCCACCAAGUCCCUGGCAGCUCCAGCCACCAGGAACAUAAAUGCCAACCUCCCCCCAACUGGUAAGACCUCUGCCCCUCGGGCCACCGCAGCCGUCAACAGCAAGCCUGGCCGGGGCACCAUCAUGGGCACCAGGCAGGCCAUGCGGGCAGCCAACAGCCGGGUCAGUGAGCUGGCAUCAGGCAGCACAUCAGGCAAACACCUAAGGGGCUCAGGGGACUCUGAUAGUGGUAAUGACAGUGGGGUGAACCUGAGUGAUGACAAGUCCCCUGUGGCCAUGCUGCCCUCCCCCUACAGUAAGAUCACAGCCCCCAGGAGGCCGCAGCGCUACAGCAGUGGACACGGCAGUGACAACAGCAGUGUUCUGAGUGGAGAGUUGCCCCCAGCCAUGGGCCGAACAGCCCUCUUCUACCACAGCGGGGGCAGCAGUGGUUAUGAGAGCAUGAUCCGUGACAGUGAGGCCACAGGCAGUGCAUCCUCUGCACACGACUCCAUGAGCGAGAGUGGGAUGUCUUCCUCAGGCCGCCCCAGGACCUCAAAGUCCCCGAAGAAACGCAAUGGGCUCCAGCGACGGCGGCUCAUCCCGGCCCCCCUGCCAGACACCUCAUCCCUGGGGAAGAAGACUGGCAUAGCUGGCCAGUGGGUGGAUCUGCCUCCCAUGUCAGGAGCACUAAAGGAGCCCUUUGAGAUUAAGGUGUAUGAGAUUGAUGAUGUGGAACGGCUCCAGAGGAGGCGUCAGGAGGACUCAGCCGAGCCAUUCCUAGAUGUUGAGAAGGGGCUGCUGUACUUCAACAGUAAGCUGAAGGUUCUGGAGCGGCGGCAUCAGCAGAUCAGGGAGCUGAAGGUCAAACACGAGACACUGAAGGAAGAGCUAGAGGACACCAAGACCCGGUUGAUGAUGGACCCUUGCAAGUGGAUAGGAGAGUUUGAGGUGGACCAGGAUUUGGACAAGGAGUCCCAGGAGUACCUGGAGGCCCUGAGUCAGGUCACAGAGGAGCUGGAUUUCUGUGUCAACAUAUGCAAGUCACGUGUCAUGAUGGUGACCUGCUUCGACAUCAGUGUGGCAACACCGCCUGACACUCAAGAGGGACUUCGAGAAGUGGAAGUCUGAGAAGGUGCGAAAUGAGAGAUGGAGAAUCCAGAAAGUGAGAAAGGAAUGAUGAUGAAAUGUAGCAGCCAGUUCAUAUUGCUGGAAUGAAGUGACAAGAAAAACUAAAAGACAAAAGAUGAGACAAACAGGAUGAGGGUCUUUGCAUGAAGACAGAGGAGAUCUGAACCGACUUAUCUACAGUGCCUCGUUGUUCUGGACAUGUUCUUGUUGGAAUGGGAGAGAAACGUGUGCACAGACAACAACGGUGUCUGUGUUUCCUGCAUGAUGAGAGAGAGGCCAUCAUUUACCCAAGAGUCAUUCAACGACAACCAGAAGUGCCUUUUUCACUCAACUUAUUUUGAGUCAUAAUUUUUUGUAUGGUGCUAGUAUCAUAACCAGCAUACCUAAACAAACCCUGAACAUAUUCCUUUUAAGAAAUAAUAAUUUUAUAUUGCAUUGUAUAGUGUAUUUAUAUGAUUGUGUGUAAAAAUAUAAUUUGUAGGUAAAAAAAAUGUAAGAAGAAAAAGGAAGAGCAAUAAGCUAAUGUUAUUGCGUUCCCAAACUUUGCCUUUUCUCAUGUUUCAAACCAACCUCAGUCAGCAUUUUGCCCAUUUACCCAGCCUCUUUGCGCCUUAUGUUAUCUUUCUUGUUCUGUAGUUUUUCUACCUUUUUAAACCAGGCUCUGUGUUAUCUUGUCAAGGACUUGGUUUGCUGUUAUCACUCAACCACUGCCAGCGGAGCUGUGAAAGCUAGCAGGGUUGAGUAAAUGUUUCCUCCCUCCAGUUGCCUUGAUCCCAAAGGGCCCCAGUGGAGGUGCUGAGAUGGGUGAUGGUGGAGGUGUAGAAAAGGGGAGAGGAAAGUAUGUGGAGCUGAGCUAUGUUUGCCCCUUGUUUAUUUAAUAGAAAAUUUGGCAAUGGCAGAACAUAUCAUACACCAUACAGGGCCUGCUCCCAACAGGCUGUGUGUACGCCAUGAUUCAUGGGUGUGACGGUAAGCUCUCUCUGGUGCUCUGUGUUAGGGGUGUCCAGAGUCCAGUGCGCACUGACGAGGCAUAGUGGUGCUUGUCAGUGCGUACAUUUUUAUCCCUAGAUGAGCCUCAACUGGGUUCUACUGACACGAACAAAAGGGCAUAGAUGAGAUGCCACAAGCAAAGGUAAUUCUACGGCUCGUGUUGUACUCUUUUUACUGGUGCCAAGCCUUGGUUCUAUGCAUUCCAACAUUCUCACUCCCACUAUAAGAACCUCAUACACUAUAUAUACAAAAGUAUGUGGACACUCCUUCAGAUUAGUGGAUUCGGCUAUUUCAGCUACACCUGUGGUGUAUAAAAGUGAGCACACAGUCAUGCAAUGUCCAUAGACAAACAUU